Molecule: messenger RNA, 3205 nt
Organism: Dunckerocampus dactyliophorus (ringed pipefish)
Lineage: Eukaryota; Metazoa; Chordata; Actinopteri; Syngnathiformes; Syngnathidae
Gene: azi2
Product: 5-azacytidine induced 2
Exons: 8
Coding region: 177-1364 (395 amino acids)
Biological process (GO): canonical NF-kappaB signal transduction
Cellular component (GO): cytoplasm
Source: RefSeq, a predicted model, not a curated record
GUUUCCUCGUCUGUCAGCUCUGUCAAGGUGCAACAGUUCAGCAGCACCCCAUUGUUUUCCUUUGAAAUACGUGGAUUUUAUCCAUGAGAAAUGGUGUUCCCAUCGUGGUCACCUGACCUCUAACUGAGGACAACGUUUUACACGGUCUUUCUGCUUCAUAGUAAGCCUUUGCAGCUAUGGAGCCCCUGGCUGUGGAUGAUGACAUCUGCAUCCUUAAACAUGAGACAGCCUACACUGCUACUGGAGAGAGUCCUGUGUCAGUGUGUGCUGGCGAUGAAUCUGUAGCUUCUCACUUUGCCCUCGUCACAGCCUAUGAGGACAUCAAGAAGCGUCUGAGAGAGACCGAGCGGGAGAACACCUUGCUAAGGAAACGAGUCAAGCAGCUGGAGGAUAAGCUAUUCCGGCCUGAGGCACCUCCAUCAGAGGGUCCCCAAUAUGUGAACAAGGCCUUCAGUGCAUAUCGAGGUAUCUACAUUGAGAAGGAGGACCUGCAGAUGGAGCUUAACAAACUGAAAAAAGAGAAGAAUGAGAGUGAGCGGCUUCUGACAGAGCAGCUCCAAAGCAAAGAGCUUGAGCUGCUUCAGCUGAGGACAGAGAUGGAGACCAGCCAAGUGAUGAAGAGCCUCAACAGCCCUCAAAACUGCUGGCAGGUGGAUUGUAUCAGUGCCGAGCGAAAGAUCCACAAACUUCAGGAGGAACUGGAGAAGUUGACACUGGAAAACAACAGAUAUCUGGAGAGGAGUGGGGAGGAACUCUGCGGCCUCAAUGGACCAAAGGUGGAACAGAUAUGUGAUGAGAAGUUCAUUGCCAGAGAGAGAGGCAUGCAGCAGGCAUAUGAGGCUUUGUGCUCUGAGAUCACCCGUCUCUAUUCAGGGCUGAGACACCAAACAGGCCUGAUUCGGAAGCUGAGACCAUUGAUCAGUGAGACAAGACAAGUUCCAAUUCAAUGUCUGGAAGACGUGGAGAUCAACCACCAUCCAGUUCUUCGGGCUCCAGUACCUCGACCCCCUAGUGCCCCACCACUGCCCUCUUGUUCUGGGCGCCCUUGUCCCCCUAUUGGCGGUCCUACCAGCACUCUGCUACCAGACAGUUUGAGGGAAGACUGCUGGUACAAUGGUCCAUGGCCAACACAGCAGUGCUCCGGAGAAGCUUUGGUCGGGAAUGAGACCUCGUCUGUUGUUUUGCCCCCGCCUCCACUUAACCAAGCCUCCAUAGAUGACAGCUCAAGAUCCUUCCCCAGUCCGCCUAAACCCAGUGAUGCCCUGUUCUGGGAGGGACACUUGGCUGCCUCUAAUUCAUCAUCCUCAAUUGAGAACUGUAGUCCUCUGAGCCCUCCUAAUACAGAGUGGGUCAAGCCCUUUUGAGGGGAACCUCGAUACAGAGUGACUAUAGCUUUCCAAGCCUGCCACAUUGCUACCACCUAACCUGCCUUAAAUUGGCAAGACCACUCCUUUCUGAGCUGGACUGCUAGAUGUGGAUUUACAUGAAGGCCAGAAGAGGCCUUUUGUGAUGAAUUUUAUUCAACAUCUCUAGGCUCCACACUGAUGACCACAUCCCACCAUACAGAGACAGUGAUUAUGAGGGACCAUUAAAGGACUCAGUUCUUCCAUGGUACAUGUGUCCCUUCAUGUGCAGCAUUUUAUUUGUGUGCCUGUGUCUGCAGAGCAUUGUGUGGUCAUGUCUGGACCAUGUAUGCUUGCAUCACAUCAUUAUAAAUCAUCUUUCACGGGGACCACAAGCACUUGCAUAGGACUAGUAUCUGAUUCACAUUGUUCCCUUCAUGUAAGUAUGUAUACAUUUAAUCUCCAUAAAGUACAAACUAUACAGUCGUUUGCCUCACGAUUGUAUGGAGGCUUUUAGGAAUGAGGCCUUGAUGUUUGAUAUGUAUUUGUGCCGUGACGGAGAGACGUAGUCCAAAACUAACACAGCAAAGGAUACCGAACAUAUCUACUUCAGUAUAUGCAUACGGUGCAUUUCUCAAGUUGUUUUUGCGAAACUUAAUAUUCACUUGUCACGUCGUCACUUUGCGUGUGUUUGCUAGAGGCCUUGUUUACACUGCCAGCCCCAAAUCUGAUUUUGUUAUAUCCAGAAUCAAACUGGAUGUCUUCUGUCUGAACACAGGUCUUUCAAAUCGGAUAUCAGAGCAGCACAACAACACAGAUGUCAUGAAGAUAGACAGUACUGCUCAAAUCUCUGCUAUUUGUAGGAGUCAAAAUACCCCCACACCAAACAGGCGCAGUGGCAUAGAAGUUCAGCACUGCAACUUGACAUCAAAAGUAUGCAUAUGGAUAGAUGUAUUUCUUUACACUGCUCAUACUUGUGUGUAUGUACUGUGAGUCACAAGCAUACAUCCUUACCACAGCAACCCAUGCAGACAGGUCAGAACAGAGCGCUGAUGCGUGAACCCCAUCUGAUCACUUGCAAAUGACCCUAAGCUUUGAUAUCUGAUUGGAUCAAAAAUGUACAUUUACCUGCUGCAUGAACAAGGCCUAAAAUAUUAUAAUUUCUAAAGUUACAAAACUCGUCGAGACUAAAAAUGGAUUCCAUCUUCACCUUCACCAAUGAGUCAAAAGUUGAUAAACAAAAUUUGCGUCUAAAAAUGGUCUCCUUAAGAUGCCUUUUGUUUACAUAUUUGUGACAGUACUACUGAGUUUUUUUAUGAAUAUCUGACAUACAUGCUGUAUUUUGAAAGCUAAUAAAAGUAUAGUUUGGGGAGCUUGUCAAUCAGUGUAAUUAAACCCUCUACUGCGCUAUUGUGUGUUUUACAUUAUGAGGGAUGUUUGUCCUUACCAUUUUUAAGUGUCAGAUGAACAUCAACUGAAGGAACAAUGUACUUAGUUGUGUAAGUGAAAUGUAUAUGAUGGGCUUAAGCACUCUGCCAAAUGCAGUUUUGCACUCUGAACUAUGAAUUAUGUUUAUCUUUCCUUGUUUUUAAUGUCUGCUUUAAAAGGAGAGACAAUAUUAACCUGACGAAAUGUGAGCUGGGUGCUGAAAAAAGGUGCACAAAAGGACUGUGGUUGUUGGCGGGGUAAAACACAUUUUUGUCUUUCAUAACAUCUAUGGUCUUUUUUUUUUUCUUCAUUUUAUUUUACAGCAGCGGUUUCCUACUUCUGUAAACGAUUUGCAAACCAAAAUGCAAUGUACAGUAGAUACCUAUUUUAGAUUUACUGCACUUGUAAAUAUGAGAACUAAAGAAAUGAAAUGA